Molecule: messenger RNA, 591 nt
Organism: Aspergillus fijiensis CBS 313.89
Lineage: Eukaryota; Fungi; Ascomycota; Eurotiomycetes; Eurotiales; Aspergillaceae
Exons: 2
Coding region: 1-591 (196 amino acids)
Source: RefSeq, a predicted model, not a curated record
AUGUCCAACCAAGCUCCUCGAGCACCGAGGAUCCACCCUCAAGUGCCCCCAAGCCAUCCACACGCUCUGGGCGGCCGAACCACCAACCCCCCGAGGCGCGACGAGGACACCGCCGUCGACAAGCUCCGCACCGAGCUGGGGUCCCACAAUCUCCAGUUCGGCAUCUUCAAGCAGCAGGUCACUAGCCAGCUCAACACUUUGGCCCAGCACAACAACACCUUGUUCGAGGCACACAGCAACCUUGUGCAGGAGAACAAGACCCUGCAACAGGCGAACAAGCUUCUCCGCAACGAGAUCGCCCGUCUCAGCAACGAAGCCACCCGCCAGCGAGCGGAGCUCGCCACCCUGCGCACCGAGGUGCAGACGGCCGCGGUCGAGCGGCAGGAGGAGAUCCUCCGGGCUGGCGCUACCGCGCAGCUCAUAUUGUCUCAAAUCGAGGAUCUUUGGAAUGCGUUGACUUCUCUCGACCAGAAGCGUCGCGGCGAGUUUUUGGAGUGGUUGGAGGGGAUGGAUGUGGACGGGGAGCAGUGGAUGGAGUUUUGGGGGUACAUCAUCGGGGGCAUGAGUCUUCUCGGGAAGGGAGAUGAGUGA